This is a messenger RNA of Galeopterus variegatus (Sunda flying lemur), 4293 nucleotides long. It is a transcript of the gene BDNF, whose product is annotated as brain-derived neurotrophic factor. NCBI's taxonomy places the organism in Eukaryota, Metazoa, Chordata, Mammalia, Dermoptera, Cynocephalidae. Gene Ontology annotation, molecular function: nerve growth factor receptor binding; growth factor activity. The coding region runs from base 631 to 1398 and encodes 255 amino acids. The transcript is spliced from 2 exons. The record is from RefSeq and is a predicted model, not a curated record. Gene Ontology annotation, biological process: regulation of neuron differentiation; cell surface receptor protein tyrosine kinase signaling pathway; positive regulation of peptidyl-serine phosphorylation.
AUUAUUAAAGCGGUAGCCGGCUGGCGCUGAUAAGCAACAAGUUCCCCAGCGGUCUUCCCGCCCUAGCCUGAAAAGGAUAAGGUUUUCUUACCUGGCGACAGGGAAAACUCCCGAGUCGAGCUCAGCUUUGCCAGAGCCCCAGGUGUGACCUGAGCAGUGGGCAAGGGAGCGGUGUGCAGGCUGGGUUAUUUUUACGGGGUUACCCUGAAAUGCCUCACUUUCUCGGGGAACUUUCAGUGCCAGGACCCAGUGACGGGCAGCCCCAGGAACCACCGGCUAUAUAGCAGGGCAGUUGGGCGGUCAUUGGUAACCUCGCUCAUUCAUUAGAAUCACGUAAGAACUCAAAGGGAAACGCGUCUCUCGGAGUGAGUGGUGUUGCAUAAAUCUAUAGGUUUUUCAACAUCGGUGCCAGUUGCUUUGUCUUCUGUAGUCGCCAAGGUGGUUUAGAGUCUAAGCUUACGGAUAUUGCAAAGGGUUAUUAGAUUCAUAAGUCACACCAAGUGGUGGGCGAUCCACUGAGCAAAGCCGAACUUCUCACAUGAUGACUUCAAACAAGACACAUUACCUUCCAGCAUCUGUUGGGGAGACGAGAUUUUAAGACACUUGAGUCUCCAGGACAGCAAAGGCACAAUGUUCCACCAGGUGAGAAGAGUGAUGACCAUCCUUUUCCUUACUAUGGUUAUUUCAUACUUCGGUUGCAUGAAGGCUGCCCCCAUGAAAGAAGCAAAUGUCCGAGGACAAGGCAGCUUGGCCUACCCGGGUGUGCGGACCCAUGGGACUCUGGAGAGCAUGAAUGGGCCCAAGGCAGGUUCAAGAGGCCUGACGUCACUGGCUGACACUUUUGAACAUGUGAUAGAAGAGCUGUUGGAUGAGGACCAGAAAGUUCGGCCCAGCGAAGAAAACAAUAAGGACGCAGACUUGUACACUUCCAGGGUGAUGCUCAGUAGUCAAGUGCCUUUGGAGCCUCCUCUUCUCUUUCUGCUUGAGGAAUACAAAAAUUACCUGGAUGCUGCAAACAUGUCUAUGAGGGUCCGGCGCCACUCUGACCCUGCCCGCCGUGGGGAGCUGAGUGUAUGUGACAGUAUUAGUGAGUGGGUAACAGCGGCAGAUAAAAAGACUGCAGUGGACAUGUCAGGUGGGACGGUCACAGUCCUUGAGAAAGUCCCUGUAUCAAAAGGCCAACUGAAGCAAUACUUCUACGAGACCAAGUGCAAUCCCAUGGGUUACACGAAAGAAGGCUGCAGGGGCAUAGACAAAAGGCAUUGGAACUCCCAAUGCCGAACUACCCAAUCGUACGUGCGGGCCCUUACCAUGGAUAGCAAAAAGAGAAUUGGCUGGCGAUUCAUAAGGAUAGACACUUCCUGUGUAUGUACAUUGACCAUUAAAAGGGGAAGAUAGUGGAUUUAUGUUGUAUAGAUUAUAUUGAGACAAAAAUUAUCUAUUUGUAUAUAUACAUAACAGGGUAAAUUAUUCAGUUAAGAAAAAAUAAUUUUAUGAACUGCAUGUAUAAAUGAAAUUUAUACAGUACAGUGGUUCUACAAUCUAUUUAUUGGACAUAUCCAUGACCAGAAGGGAAACAGUCAUUUGCGCACAAUGCAUUACAUUCCUUGAUAAUGUUGUGGUUUGUUGCCGUUGCCAAGAAUUGAAAACAUAAAAAGUUUAAAAAAAAAAAAUAAAUUGCAUGCUGCUUUAAUUGUGAAUUGAUAAUAAACUGUCCUCUUUUGGAAAACAGACAAAAAACAAAAAAACAACAAUUUGAACCAAAACAUUCCGUUUACAUUUUAGAUAGUAAAUAUCUUCGUUCUUGUUAGUACUAUAUCUGUUUUACUGCUUUUAACUUCUGAUAGCUUUGGAAUUAAAACAAUGUCAAGGUGCUGUUGUCAUUGCUUUACUGGCUUAGGGGGUGGGGGAUGGGAGGGGAAUAUUUUUGUUUGUUUUGUGGUUUUUUUGUUUGUUUGUUUGUUUUGUUUUUUAGUUCCCCCAGGGAGUAAGGAUGGGGAAAGAAUUUCUUCAUUAUAUAUCCUGGCAGAUAAAAGAUACAUUUGUAUGUUGUAGAGAUGUUUGCAGUAUCAAUCAGAUGACUGGAAAGUGAAUAAAAAUUAAGGCAACUGAACAAGAUGCUCACACCCCACUUCCCAUGAUGUAGGUCCCAGGCCCCCGCUCACUCCACUCUUUGGGUGUUGGAAGCUUCUUUUGUUGGAAAGACUAACAUUGGCUUAGAGCACAUUCUUUCCCUCCCUCCCCCUCUGGUCCCCUCUUUGUCUCGUUUUAGCUUAAGGAAGAAAAAUCAGUUGCACGCCCUGAAAUACUUUACCACUGCUGUGAACAAAUUGUGUCACGUGGUGGCACUCCUGUAAGCAGGGAAAACAGUUCUUUCUUUUUUAUUUUUUUGCAAGAGAAAAAGAGCAACAAAAAUAAAGUGUUUUUUUUUUUUUUUUAUGAGGGGUAAACAUUUGGGUGAACCAUGGUAAGGCUUAGAAAUGUCUUUCAAGCAAAGAGUAGAGUUCUGUAUGAACCCAGAAACAUCUAGAUCAGGGCACGAAUCCACAUUGCCAGUGAAAUGAGACCGAACAGCUAUAUGGAGGCUAUGUGGGGCUGACAUAUUAUUUCCCGGCAGUGCAGGAGGAAUUUCUGAGUGGCCAUUCCAAGCUCCAGGUAGAGGUGGCAAAUGGUACUUGAGACAUUCCAUAAGGAAGGCCUCUGAAGGACCUUUUGGAGGUAGCUCUGGAAUGACAUGUGUUGAGUUGCUUGGAACUCAUGCUUUAAGUGCCUACAUUUCUAACUGUGCUCAAGAGGUUCUCAACUGGAGGAUCACACUCAAGCCGACUUAUGCCCUCCAUUCCACCCCUGGAUAAUUUUGCAUAAAGUUGGAUUAGCCUGGAGCAGGUUCGGAGCCAAAUGUGGCAUUUGUGAUCAUGAGAUUGAUGCAAUGACACAGAAGAUCUUUGCUACAUGAACACUUAUUGCUUUGAAACUAGACUUGAGGAAACCAGGGUUUUAUCUUAUGAGAACUUUGGGUAAGGGGAAAGGGAACAGGAAAAGGCCCCAAACUCAGGUUAAAUGAUCAAGGCUACUGAGAGAGAAUCUUGUCCAAAGACAAGACUUUGGGAAGGUGUCUGAACAUCUACGACACCAAGGCUUAAAGGUACCUUGCUCAAUGGAAGAGGCCAGGACAGAGCUGACAAAACUUUGCUCCCCAGUGAAGACCACAGCAAUCUCCUGCCCGGCCUGUCUGUACAUGUGGAGGAUGCCUGCCUCACCUCUGCCAUUUUGAGUUUGGAGAAGUCAAGUUGUGAGCCUGGAAUAGUGAUCCUAGGAAAAAUGGAUCCCAGUGAAAAUUAGUGCUGAGCCCAUUCACCCAUUCCAUCCACUGAAAAUGUUAUUGGUAACCACCUGAACCAGCGUCCUGGAGUAUUAGAAAGCUGCAAGCAAUUGCUGCAUCCAAGCUGAGUGAGGGAUAUGCUAAACAGGAUGUCCACCAUGACACAGGGGAUGAAGAUACCAUCACCAGAUGAUUUCUAUUUGUUCAGUCUUUCAUUUAGAACUAGCCCAUCUUUUACAGUACCAUCUGAACACCUGUCUUUAAAAGAAGGAAGGCUUUGUGUAGUAUAGGUUUGUUUUGUGCUGUUUGAAAAUAUUAUCUUUGUAAUUAUUUUUAACAUGUAAUGAAUGCUUGGAAUAUCUUCUGUAUGUUAACUUUUUGCAGCUUCCUCUUGGGGGACAAAAUUUAAAAACGUAAGUCCCCAUCACAAUCUCAAAGUAUCACAAGGGCCAGAUCUGUGAAGUGGUUUUGUAGGAGACAUUUGGCUAUUGUGUGGUCACUGGCUCUCUCUUACCCAAUAAGAUAUCACAAUCACAUGCUUGGUGGUUUAUGUUGACCUAAGAUUUAUUUUGUUAAAAUCUUUCUCUGUUGCUGUUUGUUCUUGUUCUGUUCUGUUUUGUUUGUUUUUUAAAGUCUUGCUGUGGUCUCUUUGUGGCAGAAGUGUCUCAUGCAUGGCAGCAGGCCUGUUGCUUUUUUAUGGUGAUUCCCAUUGAAAUGUAAGUAAAUGUCUGUGGCCUUGUUCUCUCUAUGGUAAAGAUAUUAUUCACCAUGUAAAACAAAAAAAAAAAUAUUUAUUGUAUUUUAGUAUAUUUAUAUAAUUAUGUUAUUGAAAAAAAUUGGCAUUAAAACUUAACCGCAUCAGAAGCCUAUUGUAAAUACAAGUUCUAUUUAAGUGUACUAAUUAACAUAUAAUAUAUGUUUUAAAUAUAGAAUUUUUAAUGUUUUUAAAUAUAUUUUCAAAGUACAUAAAA